Molecule: messenger RNA, 3821 nt
Organism: Patiria miniata (bat star)
Lineage: Eukaryota; Metazoa; Echinodermata; Asteroidea; Valvatida; Asterinidae
Gene: hspa5
Product: endoplasmic reticulum chaperone BiP-like
Exons: 10
Coding region: 237-2237 (666 amino acids)
Biological process (GO): endoplasmic reticulum unfolded protein response; protein refolding; cellular response to unfolded protein
Cellular component (GO): membrane; endoplasmic reticulum lumen; endoplasmic reticulum chaperone complex
Molecular function (GO): ATP binding; ATP-dependent protein folding chaperone; ATP hydrolysis activity
Source: RefSeq, a predicted model, not a curated record
UAAAACGAGUAGCAUGUGCGUGCACACGACAUCGAAAAAAUACACGUAGCAAAUUGUCACACAUUGAAUCCUCGGUACGCACGUUGUCAAGCAGCAAUUGCGAUUCAUCUUCAUCGAACGUCAAGAAAUUGUCACUUUUUAAAGGAAAUUUUCCUGUAUUCUCUGUCAAGAUCAACAUUUCUCGAGAGCUGGUUAAUUGGUAACAUUAUAGGUUGUUCAUAGUAUUGCACUUCAUCAUGAAGAAGGCAUUUUACAUCCUGUGUUUUGUGGUGUUCACCCUCAACGCACUCUCCAUGGUGAGGGCCGAUGAGGAGGAGGAAGAAGAUGACGACAAGGAUAAAGUGGGCACAGUAGUCGGCAUUGAUCUGGGAACAACAUACUCCUGCGUUGGAAUCUUUAAGAACGGCAGAGUGGAAAUCAUUGCCAACGACCAGGGCAAUCGUAUCACGCCGUCUUACGUGGCCUUCACCGCCGAGGGCGAACGUCUCAUCGGUGACGCCGCCAAGAACCAGCUGACCAGCAACCCAGAAAACACCGUCUUUGAUGCCAAGCGACUGAUCGGACGCACAUGGGAGGACAAAUCAGUGCAAAGUGAUAUCAAAUACUUCCCUUUCACGGUCAAGAACAAGAGCAACAAGCCGCACAUCGAAGUCCUUGUGAAUGACCAGAAGAAACUAUUCGCUGCUGAGGAAAUCAGUGCCAUGGUCCUCUCCAAGAUGAAAGAAACAGCUGAGGCCUACCUUGGCAAGACGAUUGGCAAUGCCGUAGUAACCGUCCCUGCCUACUUCAACGAUGCCCAGCGCCAGGCCACCAAGGAUGCGGGGGUUAUUGCCGGCCUGAACGUCAUGAGAAUCAUAAACGAGCCGACUGCGGCUGCCAUUGCCUACGGCUUGGACAAACGCGAAGGGGAGAAGAACAUCUUGGUCUUUGAUCUCGGCGGUGGAACUUUCGAUGUCUCAAUCUUGACCAUCGACAAUGGAGUCUUCGAAGUCGUGGCAACAAACGGUGACACUCAUCUUGGCGGUGAGGACUUUGACCAGCGCGUCAUGGAGCAUUUCAUCAAGAUGUACAAGAAGAAGAAGGGCAAGGAUGUACGCAAGGACAACCGUGCCGUCCAGAAACUCCGCAGGGAGGUGGAGAAGGCCAAGAGAGCCCUCAGCUCCCAGCACCAGGCCCGUGUGGAGAUCGAGUCAUUCUUUGAAGGCGAGGACUUCUCUGAGACGCUCACAAGGGCCAAAUUCGAGGAAUUGAACAAUGAUCUCUUCAAAUCCACCCUGAAGCCCGUUAAACAAGUCCUAGACGACUCUGGACUGAAGAAGAUUGAGAUUCACGAGAUUGUUCUUGUCGGUGGCUCCACACGAAUCCCCAAGGUGCAGUCUCUGGUGAAGGAUUUCUUCAACGGGAAGGAGCCGUCCCGAGGCAUCAACCCUGACGAGGCUGUGGCCUAUGGCGCAGCUGUGCAAGCUGGAGUGUUGAGUGGAGAUGAAGACACAGGUGAGCUGGUUCUCCUCGAUGUCAACCCCCUGACCCUGGGUAUUGAGACUGUCGGAGGUGUCAUGACCAAACUGAUCACCAGAAACUCGGUUGUGCCAACAAAGAAAUCACAGAUCUUCUCCACCGCCGCCGACAACCAGCCGACCGUGACAAUCCAAGUGUUUGAAGGUGAGCGUCCAAUGACAAAGGACAACCACUUGCUCGGCAAAUUUGACCUGAAUGAUAUCCCUCCUGCUCCCCGCGGCGUCCCCCAAAUUGAGGUCAGCUUCGAGAUUGACGUCAACGGCAUCCUGAGAGUGUCGGCCGAAGACAAGGGCACAGGCAACAAAGAGAAGAUCACCAUCACCAACGACCAGAACCGUCUGACGCCCGAGGACAUCGAGCGCAUGAUCAACGACGCCGAGAAAUUCGCCGACGAAGACAAGAAAGUCAAGGAGCGAGUGGAGUCCAGGAACGAACUGGAGAGCUACGCUUACUCCCUCAAGAACCAAAUCAAGGACGAGGAGAAACUGGGCGGCAAACUGUCGGAGGAAGAGAAGGAAACCAUCAGCACAGCUCUAGACGAGCAAAUUGAGUGGCUAGACGCAAACCAAGACGCAGAGAAAGAAGACUUUGAUGCCCACAAAAAGGAAUUGGAAGACAUUGUCACCCCAAUUGUCAGUAAAUUGUACGAGGGAGCAGAGAGAGCAGCUCCCUCUGAGGAGGGUGGUGACGAGGAAGACUAUGACAGGGAUGAAUUAUAAACAGAGCUUAAAGAGCAAGAGACUCUUAUUGAAAACAAAAGAACUGCUUUUAUCAAAAAAUAAAUUAUUUGGGUCUCACAAGUUCUCAUGACAGUAAGAAGGAAGCUAGAGAUGCUACAUCAACAGUACAAGUAUUUAAAGAUGAAUGAAAUUAUCACUGGAGAGGGACGGGUCAGAUAUGUGUGCAGGAAAUUCCUUAUGGUACUGCCUCGAGAUCUUGUGUGUGAAAAGGUCAUUCCGAAUAUUGCGCAGUUCAACAGAAUCCAUUUACACGUGCAGUCAUAUGUAUUCAUACAUGUAUGUUUUUGCUGGCAGUACUUCAGUAUCAGUCCUCAAGUCGGCAGAAAUAAAACACACUGUAAGGUGUAAAUUCUGUUGAAGGAAAUGCAGUAUUAUCUUGAAUGCAAAAUACGGCAUGGCAUGGUUUUAAACUUAAAGCUGUGGGGAGCUGUUAGCUAUUGACAAUUUCAGAAAAACAAAAUCUUCCGUAGGUUGUACAACCCUAUUGGCUUUGCCAUGUGAUGGAAUGACUUUUCUUAAUGCUGUCACACUUUUUUUCUUAAUCCGUGUUUGAAAACGCAAGUGUAAAAAGAUCAAUUUGAACUGUAAUAUGCUUGUCUAAAAAGUUGUUUCGUUGAAUUUUUUGUUCAAAACCAAAUUAUGUUCAAUACUUUUGUUGUGUGGGAAAGUUUCUUGCGUGACAGUUGGUAUUUUGACAACAAUGUUUGUUCAAAUGUUAAAAUUGAAAUACAGAUAAAAGUAUGGGCAAAUUCUCACAUACCUGUGUUUAACUUGACCAGAUUUUUUGACAUACUUUUGCAUUGCCCAAAUUUAUGUUGAAGUUAUGGUACCGUUAGUCUAUUCGAGCAAAUCUGCUGAUUAAUUAUGCAAAGACAACCGCACCUCGACCUCUAGAUUUUGACCAAUCAGGGGGCGCUUUCUCUAUUGGGUCUUCUGUCAUUCACCUGUUGUCGGGUCAUAGACAUGGAUAAAAAAAAACACCUAUUGAUAGAUUCGGCAACAAAGGCUGUGUCACGCGCUAUGUAUUAUGCUGGUUAAGCGAUACGCGCCCGGCUGUUGUAUUACUGAAUUGACCAAUCACACGUUUAGUCCUGAUUUGGGGAAUGAAAUGACGGCACUAUUUAGUAAAGUCAACUCUGAUUGGCUGAGGUGCGAGAUUGCAUAAAUCUGCAUGCUUUGACAUAUCAGACGUUAUACAGGAGACUUAGCUCCGUGGAUAACGGGUGAUACUCGGACUAUGGUACCAGCCGCUUGCCUCCCAAUCAUAAACCAUGAUCAAACUUGAAUGCGAGAAACAUGGUUUGAUGAGAAAGGCAUGUUAUUUACAUGGACAUAAUGUACUAAACUUAACCUUUACACACCUAGAACAAGGGUUUCAAUGUGCCCUUCACACAUCAUAGAUGUCAACUAUAGCUUUGUAAAUGUUUUGCUUUAGGAACAAGUUUUCCCUUUCCAUACUCACUUGUGUCUUUGAUAUCGUUCGAGUAGUUUUCAUUUUGGUUCGUAUUUUGCAAUCUUCAGGUAAAGUUUCCAUUAAAAUGAAUAAAUUUUACAAUUACUUGA